AUGAUAUGUUUAGAAUGUCACACACAGAAACUCUUAAAAUUACUAAGGCGAUAUGCGUUAAUUCUAAUAUAUCAGAUUUGUAAACAACUUACUUCUGACAAUUGGAAAACAGAAAAGUCAGCCGUAGUAGGCUAUGUUCAUCAGAGUAAUAAUCACUUAUACUGCGUAACUGCCGUUUUAUUACCCUGUCAACCCGCGGAUUCUCAUAAAAAUGUGCACGACGUGAAUGCGAAACUAGUACAAGUGUUCGUUCUGAGCAGAGUACUUCAUACAGAAGUACGCUGGCUCUCAAAAGGAAAUAUGCUAGGAAGAUUAUUUGAACUUCGAGACGAAGUGAUGAAAAAGCCCGGUGUUCAUGUUGCAUUGGCUUAUCUCUCAGAUAUUUUCGAAUCUUUAAACACAUUGAGUUUGAAAUUACAAGGUGGAGAGUCAAACAAUUUUUCAUCACGAUGCCAUCAAAGCGUUACUGAUAAGUUUCAACUAUGGAAACGUAAAAUUUUAGCCUGCAAUUAUUCCUGCUUUCCCAGAUUGUUUGGAAUCCUGGAAGAAGCCCGAUUUCAAAACGAUUUUAAGGAUACUGAUACUAAGAAUCCAUUUCACGUUGACAUGGGUGUGUUGCCAGACAGACUACAAGAGGAAGUCGUAGAAAUUAAAAAUGAUUCUGAAGCAAAGUAUGACUUUGAGAAGAUAGAUAAGCCUUUAUUUUGGGUGAAAUAUCUCACGGUGUAUCCCAGCACAGCAGAACAAGCACUUAAACUGUAUUUAUCAUUUUCAAGCACUUAUUUGUGCGAAAGAGCAUUUUCAGCAGUAGUGGCAAUAAAAAAUAAGCUUAGAAGCAAACUCAGUAUUGCCAAUGAUUUACGUUGUGCAGUUUCUACUAUUCAGCCAAGAAUUCAAAAUCUUGUAAAAAAUAUGCAAGCUCAUCCUUCACAUUGA
This is a messenger RNA of Schistocerca piceifrons (Central American locust), 936 nucleotides long. Its product is annotated as SCAN domain-containing protein 3-like. The record is from RefSeq and is a predicted model, not a curated record. The transcript is spliced from 5 exons. NCBI's taxonomy places the organism in Eukaryota, Metazoa, Arthropoda, Insecta, Orthoptera, Acrididae. The coding region runs from base 1 to 936 and encodes 311 amino acids.